[Candida] anglica is the source of this 1212-nucleotide messenger RNA. NCBI's taxonomy places the organism in Eukaryota, Fungi, Ascomycota, Pichiomycetes, Serinales, Debaryomycetaceae. The record is from the annotation of a GenBank genome assembly.
AAUAGAUAUAUAAAUACGAUAAUAAAAAAAAACAUGAGUGGGACUCCAAUUGUGCUUGAUCAAGGUACCGGUUUUGUAAAGAUUGGUAGAGCGGGAACGAAUUUCCCCGACCAUACUUUCCCCUCGAUUGUGGGAAGGCCAAUUUUAAGAGCUGAAGAAAAAAGUGGCUUGGUUCCAGACAACUUAGAGAUCAAAGACAUCAUGUGUGGUUCCGAAGCGUCAGAAGUACGUUCACUUCUUCAAAUUUCAUACCCUAUGGAAAAUGGUAUUAUCAGAAAUUGGGAAGAUAUGGAGCAUCUUUGGGAUUACGCCUUUUAUGAAAGAAUGCAAAUUCAAACUGCUGGUGAAAAGAUUUUGUUGACAGAACCACCAAUGAACCCAUUGAAGAAUAGAGAAACCAUGUGUGAUGUCAUGUUUGAAAAAUAUCAAUUUGGAGGUGUAUACGUUGCCAUUCAAGCUGUGUUGGCCUUGUACGCGCAAGGUUUAAGUUCAGGUGUUGUGGUAGAUUCAGGUGAUGGUGUCACUCACAUUGUGCCAGUCUAUGAGUCGGUUGUAUUGAACCACUUAACCAAACGUUUGGAUGUUGCUGGUAGAGAUGUUACCAGAAACUUGAUCAACUUGUUGUUGCGUCGUGGUUACGCAUUUAACAGAACUGCUGAUUUUGAAACUGUACGUCAAAUUAAAGAAAAAUUAUGUUAUGUUUCAUAUGACUUGGAUCUUGAUACAAAACUUGCACAAGAAACCACUACAUUGGUUGAAUCGUAUGAAUUGCCAGAUGGAAGAGUUAUCAAGGUUGGUUCCGAAAGAUUUGAAGCCCCAGAAUGUCUUUUCCAACCAAACUUGGUAGAUGUAGAACAACCCGGUGUUGGUGAAACUCUUUUCAACACUAUCCAAUCUGCUGACGUUGACGUCAGAUCUUCUCUUUUCAAGGCAAUUGUUUUAUCCGGUGGUUCUUCAAUGUAUCCAGGACUUCCAUCUCGUUUAGAAAAAGAGUUGAAACAAUUGUGGUUAACCAAGGUAUUACGUGGAGAUUCAUCAAGAUUAGAGCAUUUCAAGGUUAGAAUUGAAGAUCCUCCAAGAAGAAGACAUAUGGUGUUCAUUGGUGGUGCUGUCUUGGCUAACAUCAUGGCCGACAAGGACCAUAUGUGGAUAUCGAAGCAAGAAUGGGAAGAACAAGGUCCUCGUGUUUUGGAAAAAUUGGGACCUCGUUAA